Molecule: messenger RNA, 627 nt
Organism: Lodderomyces beijingensis
Lineage: Eukaryota; Fungi; Ascomycota; Pichiomycetes; Serinales; Debaryomycetaceae
Source: the annotation of a GenBank genome assembly
AUGUCCGAUAACCCAUUGAAGCAGAUUCUCACCGGUGAGCAAUUCAAUGAAUUGGUAAAGUUCUACGAUGCAGACCAAAAGCUAGACCACAGCGACCGUGUAGCACUCGCAACGCAAUUGCAAUCGCUUGCAAUCAAAGCCAACCUCGUGGGCUAUACUUCGGGUAUGGUGGGUUUUUUUUUGCCCACGGCUUACAUCCGUCUCUUCAACAGACCCACCCCCACCCCAUUUUUUUUCAUUCAAAUGCCCUUUAUCUCGUUAAUCCUCGGCUUUGGCACCUUGUUAGCUGGCAAUAGCGCCACGGCAAACUACUGCUACAAGAAAGUCGCCGAGGACCCCAAGGCGUUGCCCAAUGCGCCAACGCAUCAAAUGUGGAACUUGAUGAAGAAUCAAAACUUGGGCGCUUUCACUUUAUAUUAUUCGAGAACGGCGGUGAACCCCAUGUACAUCAUUCGCGAUCCGAGAUUAGCUACGAAUGACUCGUACAUUGACGAGAGGUUGAAGGGCAAGUCCAACCUUCACUUUUCGCAGGGUGCCAGCUUGGGCACUGUUGAUCAGCUGGGCAAGAACCACGAUUUGUCGCUCUUGGAUAAGGUCAAGUUGCAUCAUGGUUUCGAGGUCAAGUAG